Sceloporus undulatus (fence lizard) is the source of this 2040-nucleotide messenger RNA. It is a transcript of the gene TAF12, whose product is annotated as TATA-box binding protein associated factor 12. Lineage: Eukaryota; Metazoa; Chordata; Lepidosauria; Squamata; Phrynosomatidae. Gene Ontology annotation, biological process: RNA polymerase II preinitiation complex assembly; DNA-templated transcription initiation. The record is from RefSeq and is a predicted model, not a curated record. Bases 142 to 780 code for a protein of 212 amino acids. The transcript is spliced from 7 exons. Gene Ontology annotation, cellular component: transcription factor TFIID complex; SAGA complex; SLIK (SAGA-like) complex. Gene Ontology annotation, molecular function: protein heterodimerization activity; DNA binding; TBP-class protein binding.
GCAUGUUCUGUCGUGACUCGACGCGCAAGGGACGCGACCCCGGAAGUGUUUUGUGGUGAAGGCGAGAGUGAGGAGAAACAAGGUGUCCCUCAGUCGGAAGGGUGGCGGCAAUUGCCGCCGCGGCGCUGAAACUCUGGGGAAAUGGCUUCUCCCUUCAAUGGCCCCACAGCAGUUUCUGACGUAAUUAAAGAUCUAGAUGCUCAGAUCGCUCUGAUUGGCUUGGGCCCACAUAAUCUGAAAAAGAAGCAAGAUCUUGACAAGCUCUAUGACUUGAAGACUAAAGCUCAGCAGAUUAUGAACCAGUUUGGCCCAUCUACUUUGAUCAAUUUGUCCAACUUCUCCUCUGUCAAACCAGAACCAGCCAGUACUCCACCACAUAGUUCCAUGGCAAACAAUACCACCGUGGCCAAGAUGCCAGGAACCCCUAGCAGUGGGGGACGCCUCAGUCCUGAAAGCAACCAGAUCUUAACAAAGAAAAAACUGCAGGAUCUUGUCAGAGAGGUGGAUCCAAAUGAGCAAUUGGAUGAAGAUGUAGAAGAGAUGCUGCUUCAGAUUGCUGAUGACUUCAUUGAAAGCGUGGUGACAGCUGCCUGUCAACUUGCACGGCAUCGCAAGUCCAACACUUUAGAAGUGAAAGAUGUCCAGUUGCAUCUUGAGCGACAAUGGAAUAUGUGGAUCCCAGGUUUUGGCUCUGAAGAAAUUAGGCCGUAUAAAAAAGCUUGCACUACAGAAGCUCACAAACAGAGGAUGGCACUGAUCCGUAAAACAACCAAAAAAUAAUGCCUGGGAAUAGCAUGAAGACAAAAAUGACUAAGAUGGAAAUGGGUUUGCUGCAGAGUGGGAAUCUGCCUUUCAAGCUGCCAAGUUUUUGUGACAUCAUCCAUAGGAUUGUGUUUUUAAUGCUUUACAGAGAAGCAUAUACUUUAACAGUGCAGCAGUAUCUGAGUUUAAAAGGAGAUCCUCCCAAAGUCAUUAGGUCCUCCCCUUCUCUAUAUUUCUCCAAAAGAAUGCAAUGUAUCUUAAAACACAGACUUUAUUUUCUGUCUUCAAAGUGAUUUAUGUUGUAAGUGAUUGUCCAAGGGACAGAAUAUUUUGGGAACAGUAUUAGAAAUGGCUAUAGUUGUUUUUCAUUUCCCUUUUAUUGUCUGUAAUGUUGCUGGUUAUAGAUACUUUGAUUUGUUUUUGGAGUAAAGAAACUAUAAAUUUGAAACCAGGUUGUAGUAUUGACACAAGCUCCAAAAAAAACAACAACAAUGCAUAUCAGGGUGAUCUCAGACAAGGGACUGAUCAUUACAAGUAAUUCAAAACAGAUAAUUCUCCCCUGCUUUGCCUUUAUUGCUCCACAUGUAGGAGAAACAAAGUUGAAUUCUUAUAUUGCAGGCCUUUCUACCUCUAAAGAUGCAAUAGAAUCCAUCUAUGCUAGGCACAUAACAAAGGUGUAAAAGGAUAAGUUGGAAGGUGUUGACAUAGCUUUCAAGGAUGGGUGGGGUUUGUUUGUCUUUUAAUUGUGACUUCUGUUUAUUGACUAAGAAGUGCACAUUUUCAGCUGUUCACAUUUAGAGAUUUACAUAAUGGUGUGUGUGCAGUUUGCUUAUCUGUCUAGAACUGGAUAAAAAAAUCUUCAAAAUAAUCACCAGCCAUCUGCAUCAAUAAGUAUUAUAAAAUCCAAAAGCACACUUAAAAUUAAAAGCAGGGUCAGAUUGGUGGGAAAUGGACUAUUGCUUCUGGUUGUGAUGCUUGAACAAAAUCAUGCAUUAGCUAGAGUUUAAAACUUUUCCUUGUUCCUUAUUUCUGCUGGCUAAAAAAAAACCCUCCCUUCUACACACCCUUCACACUUGAUAGACUGACCUUUGACAGCAAUGGUGCAGCACUGUCAGUGAUCCAAAGUAAUGGAAGAGCCACUUAAUUGACCACCUGAAAUGUAUUCAGCGUCUAAAGUGUCUGUUAGCUUGGUGUUAAGUUAUCCAGCUGUGGCUAACUCUCCUGACUUCAUAAAACUACAACAAUAAAAGAGUAUACAAAUGUACUCUCUAUUUUGAA